GGAAAGUAGGACGCUUUGACAUAGUCUAGCGUUUGAAGCACGGAAAGGCACACGCGUUCCAAUCUUCCGGCGAAAGCCGGCCCCGACGACCAACGAGCAGGAGCAGCGGGAUUCACUGUUGAGACGCAAGGACAACGCCGGGCACCACUGCUAUUGACGUACAACAAGCUUGUUCAGAGUGUUUAGAAGUUAGAGCAGUUCGGAGAAAGUGAGCUUGACAGCCGACACAGCGGGAAGAUGACUCUGCUGAGACGGGCGGUGCGGCAGCCAGCAGCAUUAUCUGUCGCAUACAGCAACAACGCCCAGAGGGUCAGCAGCAGCAGCAGCAGCAGCAGCAGUGCUAUACUGCAACUUCGACAGCACUCAACAUCAACAACCAAGGCUCAGCGUCCCGGCGCCGGCAGGCCGACAUGUCCCACUUGCCACGUUGUAUUGGAGACUCGCAGGGACCUGCAGGGAAUGUUCGUUACGCGCUGCCCCAAAUGUUCCCCGGCGAAGUGGACGCCUCGGAACAUCGAGGGCGCUAGCGUAUCACCCCGGGCUUCAUCCUCCAGCAUAGGUCCGGGAGCAAGCCACCCGGGCAUCGGACAGGUGUUUCCGGACUCGCACCGCCGGUCCGGCCCGCCCCCGCCUCCACGUUCCCCGCCGCUCACCCCUCCGAACCCGCACACGCCCCACGGUAGCCUGGAGCGAGAGCUGCAGGACGGUAUCUCGCAGAACUUCAAGCUCAGCUCGGACUCGUCUCAGCAAGCGCGGCGGGGGGGCGCCGCAGCCGGGGGUCGGACGAGCUGGUCCGCGGGGCGGGGGGGUGCGAGCGGGGUGCGAGACGCCUGGAAUGGUCGGGUUGGUGCUGAUGGUAGUCGUGGCGGUUUCGCGAGCCCGUUCGCGGGCGAUGGGAGUUCUGGACAGCAAUAUCCGGGGGCGUUUUCUAAGGGGGAGAUAGGGGGAGGGGCGCGGCGGGGAGAAUUCCCGCCCGUGGAUGCUGUGGGAGACGGGGGCGACGGCGGCGGCAGCGGGGGUGCCGGAACCGGGCCGGACAGACGAAGGGCGGCGGAUCUGUUACCCAAGGAAAUUUACGAGAAGCUUUCGGAGCACGUGAUCGGACAGCACAACGUGAAGCGCGCCUUAGCUGUGGGGAUGCACAACCACUUCAAGCGAAUCUCCGUGUGCCCGCCGACGGAGCAGCCGGGGCCCCACAGAGUGCAACACGCACCACCACCUGAGGCCUUGGAGCAGACGAUGAGUGACGUAGACCUCCAACUGCCUGGCAUCGCCGAUCACGACGCCAUGCCGAAGCCACAGCAGCAGCAAUGGGUUGGGUCCGGGGGCAAGCAGCACAUGCAGGAGCACCAGUACCAGCAGUAUCAACGGCACCGUCAGCGACAGCAGGAGCAGCAAGGACCGCCUCCUCCUCCACAAGACAAUGGGCGGGACGUCCAAAAGGCUAAGCUGAACCUGUCGAACGGGAUCGAGGUGGAGCCGGUGGUCCUCGACAAGACGAACGUGAUGAUCAUCGGGCCCACGGGGUCGGGCAAGACUCUGCUGGCCAAAACGCUUGCGAAGCUGGUAGACGUGCCUCUCGUGAUUGCGGAUGCGACGUGCCUCACACAGGCCGGAUACGUGGGCGAAGACGUCGAGUCCAUCCUGCACAAGCUGUACAUGGAGAGCGGCCAGGACAUCGAGCGCUGCCAACGCGGAAUCGUCUACCUCGACGAGAUCGACAAGAUUUCAAGGAAGACCGAGAACGUCAGCAUCACCCGCGACGUCAGCGGGGAGGGCGUGCAGCAGGCCCUCCUCAAGAUCCUAGAGGCAAGUGGUGGGGCCAUCGUCAACGUGCCGAAGGACGGGGGCCGCAAGAACCCUCGGUCAGACUUCAUCCAAGUGGACACGACCAACAUACUCUUCAUCUGCGGGGGCGCGUUCGCCGGCCUGGAGCAUCUCAUCAACAACCGAAUCGCCAAGUCUAGCAUAGGCUUCGGGGCUAACCUCCCCGCCGACCUCACCAAUCCGGAGAUGCAGACGAACCGACUGCUGAAGGCCGAGCCUCCGGACUUGGUUCGGUACGGCCUCAUCCCUGAGCUUAUCGGUCGAUUUCCGCUGGUAGUGAGCACGCAAGGCCUAGGCCUGGACCAGAUGGUCGAGGUGAUGACGAAGCCGAAGAACUCGCUCAUGAAGCAGUACAAGUUCCAGUUUGGCAUCGACGACGUGGAGUUCCACAUGACAGAAGGCGCGCUCAGAGCGGUGGCGGCCACGGCCAUCAAGAAGGACACCGGCGCGCGCGGGCUCCGGUCGAUCAUGGAGAGCCUCCUUCUCGAAGCCAUGUUCGACGUGCCGGGGUCUGACGUGAAUGCUGUCUAUGUCGACGAGGAUGCUGUGUUGGGAAAAGGAAGUGUGCUUCUCCUCAAGGGGCAGGACACGCUCGAGAGCUACCUGGAGCAACAAGCAGGAGGCAAGGACGGGGGAGGCAAGAAGACCCCCAAGGCUGACGGGGGUGGCGGUUGUGGGGCCAAGGAAGACGGUUGGUUCGACGAGGUCGAGGACGUCGCGAUGUCGUAGCUUGGCUCUCUCCGUCGAUCACGAGUGACCCUGUCUCCACUUCUAUCCCUGGUGUAACCGUUUUCUGCACUGUUUCUAAACUGUUUUAUCCCUCUACAUUAACCCGAGUGAUGUUCUCCCGGGAGCAUGCGGCGGAGGGACGAUGACGAUGACUUCGUCUAUGUUGAGGUAAUUUUUUUCAAGCGUACAACUGGUGGAGAGAGGCGUGGAACCAACUCUACUCCGAUCUCAAGCAGUGGAGUAUUUCGAACUUGUACUAGGCUACCAUGGGGUUGGUUGGUUAACGUUAGGGCCCUUUCUAAACGGGAUGGGGUGGUGUACGGAAUGGUUUCCGUGUACGUCACUGCGUUUGGAUCGGUUACCGUUGUAGGAAAGGGUAGUCGAGCACCAUGGCUAUGCACGCACGCUGCCAGCCCUCCGAAAACAGAACCAGCGCUUAUGUGUUGUAUUUCGUCGGGAACGGAUAGAAGCAUGCGGCGGCCGCUGCUGAUUUGAGUGUCAUCUCGACGGCAGCUCGUUGGUGAGAUGAGUCUCAACGGUACACUAUGCUUCAGGAAGAUUUGUAGGAGCCUGGAGCUUGGGACGGUUAUGAUGCCGAACCUGCACAUUCUAGUUGACCAUGAGCCGCCACGUACGAUUGUAGCUUGGAGAUUGCCCAGGGUUGGCUACCUACUAGCGUUUUAUGGGGAUUCAUUCGUGAUUCGCAAAGAGGGUUGAUCGCUGUUCGCGCACGUGAAGAGUUGGAUUACGUUUUGGUCUUGAGCGUAGCUAGACGAGUUGCAGCGUGAAAGAGGAGAGAGGAACGCCUUUCUCUUGUGGGUGUCAAGUAACCAAGCUGUUGCAGCUUGUUGGCCGCGGGGGAGGGUCUUGUGGGUUGCGUGUCUUCCAGACCGGUAUGAGUAGCGGCUCGUGGUUCUUCCCUUGGUGUUUUCAGUUGAUUCCGCGCAGGAAGUCGCCUCCUCGUGCGAUGCACCGAUCGACCGGGCCUCAAUUCCGUUCGACUCUGCAUCCGUGGAGACAAAAAUAAGGGGACUACGCUUGCCUUGUGUCUUGUACCGAUCGACUGCAUUCGAUUCAAGAGUAUUUUCGUUCGACUGGUAAAGCCCGUGUAAAAAAAAAAAGAAAUGGCGUUUUGCUUUUAGAGCUCGUCUUGCUGCCGUCGACGACUCUUGCUUGUACGCGCGCCGAACAAGUGAUGCGUCAGGCCGUAGAUGGCGAUGUGUGCCGUAGGUGACGUAAUUGCCGGGAUAACGUGCGGGAUUGGUAUGGAUGGUGGUGUCAUGGAGUGCAUUCGUGCCUUAGCGUGUAGGGGGGGGAGCGUGUCGGCCAUGAGAUGGGGCUAUUGCGAUGACAGCACUGUUGCGUGGACAGUUGUGUGCCUGCCCGUCCCCGCCCCUGACAAAGGGAAUUGCUGGAAAGGGCAUGUGAUCCACUAGGUUGGUGGGGGGUGACGCCGAACGGCAGAGCCUAGGCAGAGGUCAGGGGAGAGAUAGAGCAGGUUGCUGUGGAGGCUGCCUAAAAGGGUUUGUAUUUAGUUACGCGCACCAUGUCUACCGCGCUCUGUGUUUCAUGAACGGACCUGUUCACGAUGGGUUUCAGAAUAAUAUCCACGUGGCAUGUCCGAGGAGGGGGAGGAUUCGACUGUUGCGACAAUUUUUCUCCUUUGCGCGUGCUACGUUGCAAGGGACAGCGGUACAAACGAAGGUCGAAGGGUGUAUGAUAACGGGCUACCAACAUUGGGUUAGGUUGCGCAAGGCUACGGCGGUUGGAUGCGCGACCUGAUCUCUUGGUGUUUUGUUUUGUUUGGGUCAAGAGGAAGAGGGAUACAAUGAACAAGGAGGCUGAGGUCCAAACGAUGACUAAGGAUGCCUUUGCCGUGUAGAUACAGAGGAAAAUUAUUCAAAACUUGCCGAUAUCUUGGUCGGUACGGGUUGUUGUCGCUAUGCUAGGUAAGAAACGUUCCUGUAAAUGCCACGCGUUUCCCGGCAUUCCGCGCUGUUUCCUACACCCCUUUUGCUAUCAAUCUUUUAGUCAACCUUUGUGUUCGCGGAGUCCAGAGUUGGUAAGAAUUACGGAGUGAAGCCAAUAGCAAGACGCUCUCCCCGCCAGGGCAGUGGUUGCGGUGGAAUAAUAACAUUGACGAUCAUUUUU
Ectocarpus sp. CCAP 1310/34 is the source of this 4707-nucleotide messenger RNA. NCBI's taxonomy places the organism in Eukaryota, Phaeophyceae, Ectocarpales, Ectocarpaceae. The record is from the annotation of a GenBank genome assembly.